GUUUCAUUUAGCAAUCGCACCAAUCCAUUCAAUAUAAUUAUAGUAACUAGUUGUGCGCGUUGACUCGUAAAUCAAUUACUUUACAAUCGUUAUCAAUGGUCGUAUAACUGUCAUGUUGUUUUCUGCCUAGGGCACAGGAACACCUUGUUACAGUUCUGAUUACAAGUCGAUGCGUCGCACGCGCGCGCGCGCGCGCGCGACCAUGAUUUCAUUACGCAAAUUCUUCAGACUUAAGAUUAACGAUUGGAUCGGUUCGAACAAAUAUCACGUACCUCCGUAUUAUUCAUUUCAUAUCGAAGAUCCAUUAUAUGAUACUAGUUUAACUCGAUUACUCAAUUCAUAAUCGUAGUUUUUAAUAAGAGCUCAAAACUCUUAGCAUUACAAAUAUCAUUUCUUUAGAAUCAUAUUAGAAAUAUUUGGCUAUCUCAAAGUUCCGGAUCAAACGGAAGUCAUAGUUGUGAAAGUAGAGCAAUCUUAUACGAUGCCAAGUGUCCUGAAUGAGAAAUUUCAUUGAACCUCAAGGACAUCUUUUCAGAUGAGAUCAGCACGCAUUCGUCGUUUUACUUUAAUUCAAACUUGAACGCAAUAUGAUUGUAUAUGUUUGCAUUGGGCAAUGCUCUUACGUGUUAAAAAAAAAAAAAAAUAGGAAAAGUAAUCCUUGGAAAGAGUAGGAACUCGAAUGAUUUAGGAUAACUAUUAUUAAAAAAAAAUAAAGAUGAUUUUGCAUUGUAACUUUAAUGGAAACUUUCAAUAAUUUAAAAAACAAUUAUAUAUUAAAACAGCAUAUGAUUUAUGCAUUACCGUUCAAGAUGUCGUUAUUUUUUUGAAUGAAUAAUAAAAAAAAAUGGUACUUAUUCUCUGAUUAACAAUUGAUAUUUAGUUAUGAUUAUAUCUAACUAAAUAACCAUAAUCGGUAAUCGUUAAUUCGACCACAUAUUUUACCGAACUUAACCCAUCAGGGACGUCUGAUUUUCAAGGACCAGAAAGUGCACGCGAAUCGAAAUGAAAGUUAUAUAUAUAUACAUAUAUACCUUAGCCUUCUUAAAGUAUCCUUCUUGAUCGUUUUCCAACCCAGGUGGCGUAUACGUAUAUUCUAGAAGGGGGAUGUUGGGGAGCAUAUGCAUCGUCGUCGACAUUCACCCAAGACGUUCGAACUGGAUCAGUUCUUCGAAAUAUCUGCACUACGUUGCAACAAUUUCGUUCUGUUUCGUUUUAUUUGUCUGAAUUUAUUUUAUUUGAAAUUUUGAUCCGGAAAUCUCGCGAUUUCUUUAUAGUGUCAUUGUUGAAACGGAUAAUUACGGUGCUCCUACAUAAUAACAUUAUAGUGCUUAUAAGAAACAUUAAAAAGAAAGAACGAUAAUAAUAUAUACAGAUUAUAGUCGGAUAUAUAUUUGAAAUAUACGUAUAUUGAAGCGCGGCAAAAGUACCGCCAAAUUUCAAGCUACUCAUGUUACAGGCAAAAGCAUUAGUCCUUUUAUCGGUAAUAGCAACCAUCAAAGCUUUACCAAUCGCCAAUGUUCAUGUGAAAUUCGUCUCUCGACCUCACGUAUACGAACAUGGUAUUACAACAGACGGAGAUCGUACGAUUUAUCAAAAAUCCUUUGUUUCGAUCGGACGAAGAAGCAUUCCCUCGAAUCCACGAAGACAAUUUGGAGAACGUAUACAUACUGAUAUCAACUUGCAAGAAAUUCCAGAAAUUGGAAAAUACGCAACAAUAAUAAAACCGGAAAAUGCUGAAUCAUUAUGGCCAGUUGGAGUCUUUCUUCCCCCCAUAGAUGUGAAUGACCUUAGCCAUACUUCUCAGGAAUCUAGACAUAUAACACCCGAUUACAGUAACGGUUUAAAAUAUCACGAUCCUUUGCUUCUGACCGGUACGGAAGCAAUGAUGGUGGUGAAAUACAUCUAUGGCCGCGGCGAACUCUUUUACGAGGAUUUUCCACACGUACGUGCUAUAUUGCGGAAUCAAGAAGAGAGAAGAUUAAAUGGUCUACAUGAUCAUAUUCUAAGCAGUCUAAGGCCUAGCUCCCCUUUUUACAAAAGACAGCAACAUUAAAAAUGUAAAUUUGAAUUUGGCCGAAAAGAUCCAUCGUACGGUAAUACAUAAUAUCAAGGUUAGUAACGAAUAGGAUAUAUUGGCGUUAAUCGCUCCGUUGCAAAGAUCUCCGAGGCAAAGGCACAUGUAAACUUUUCUAUAAUUCCACGUAGUAUAAGCGCAU
Vespa mandarinia (Asian giant hornet) is the source of this 2216-nucleotide messenger RNA. RefSeq lists its product as uncharacterized. The record is from RefSeq and is a predicted model, not a curated record. NCBI's taxonomy places the organism in Eukaryota, Metazoa, Arthropoda, Insecta, Hymenoptera, Vespidae.